AUGGCCGGUAUCAGGAAGAGGCAAACUGGUGUUGCGCGACGCAGGAGACUGGACGACGAGGACAGCAGAUCUGUGGCGACUGAGGGCGCCGAGGAUUCCCAGAGCGACAUUUCGGUGCCGAGCGACGUGGACGAAGACGCCGAUGCAGACAACAGCGACCUCAGCGAGGUGGACAGCUCCGCCUCGCUGACAGAUGGCAAAGCAAAGCGGAAAGCAAAUGGCACUCGAGACGCAAAACCACGGGCAGACGUCACAAGCCGGCGGGUCCCUUCCCCGCCCAUUGCACGAUCUGACGCGACCUUCACGGCAACGAAAGACACAGAGAUAAUGCUUAACGGCCUCACGAUAGCAGACAAAGCCGCUGAUGAUGAAGUGGUGGAUUUCGAGACCGGCCAAGCCGUGGGCGCUCUAGCACCAGCGGUUGCUGCGCCAGAUCGGUCUGAAACAUUUGCAGAACGCAAGAGACGGGAGCACGAAGAAUACAAGAAGAAACGAGACUCGGAUCCUGCCUUCAUCCCGAACCGCGGCGCCUUCUUCAUGCACGACCAGCGAUCCGCGCCUGCUCAGAACGGCUUCAGACAAUUCGGUGGGCGUGGUGGUAUGAGAGGAGGUGGAGGGAUGGGUGGGCCCUUUGCACCAGCCAGCAUGAGAAAACAAGCACCAGAGGCAACAGACUCACCAUGGCAGCACGAUCUACACGAGACAGUCAACAACGGGGGCAGCGCUCAGAUUGCGCCAUCACAACCUCAGCCUGCACACUCUGGUGCAGCUGUGCAACAUGGAGCGGCCCCGUUACAGCAAUAUGCUAGAGUGCAAGCACAACCGGCCCCGAAGCCUCCGCAGACACGCAAUUUCUCGACUACCCGGCAUACCCACAAUGCACUCGUGCGCGUGUUCUUGCCCACGAUGAAGGAGCCGAUUCUGUUUCAGAAUGUUCCUAUCAAACAACAUACGCGACUGCCCAACCAUCGACCGCCUCUUCGCCGCGAUAAGCCCGUGCGCAUCUCUUUACCUCCUUCUGCACCACGAUACAUCUUCCCAACGGUCGAACGAUCCUUUAUAUUCAUACCGCGAGCGCUUAGACCCAACCAGCAAGGAUUCGGACGAGGGCGAGGCCGCGGUUUCGGUUCUUUUGGCGGUGGCUUCUCCAGUAGACGAACUAGUGCAUAUGGUGGCAGUGUUUACUCGCCAAGCGUAGCCAUGAGCAGGCGGUCGUCUAUGGCUCGCGAAAUGGGUAGAGACAGCUUGGUUUCACCAGCCGGAUCUAUCAUGUCUCGUGGAGGUUACGAUCCUUCGCGCCCGGUUGUUCGACUCCCGCCCGGAGGACCUAAAUAUCCCAACGCGCCACCCGUUAUCUCACCGCAGAGCGCAAUGCCGUCUGGCUUAUUCCAGCAACCCUACCCGCUUCCUCAGAAGCCGACCUUCCGCGAAAAUUGGACUCAAGGUCAGAUUCCCAUGCAUCAACCUCGUCCUCAGAAGACUGUCUCGGUCGCCGGCAUCGAGUCACCGGCGUCCAUGACUUUCAAUCCGCCGCAGCAGCAGGAGCAGCAGCCGUUCCACCAGCAAAUUCCCGCCCACGCAAAUGGAGGAGCGCCACCUGCCGAACCACAGCCCUUUUAUUCUCACACCCGCCAGCCUUCGUUCCCCAUUCAGGCGUCGACAGGUACACCAUUGUCCAAUAUUCCUGAAAGGGCUAUUCACGCCCCAGCCUUCCAGCCCUUUCAGCCUGGAUACCAACCCCAGAAUUUUGCUGUGCCACAGGGCUACUAUUACCCGCAGAACGGCGCUCAACCUCCGUACAUUACUCCUGGUGGUAUGGUGCCUAUGUUUGUGCCAAAUACGCAGCAGAGUGCAUACGUCAUGCCUAUGGUUGCACCUCCUGCACCCGCUCCUCCCGCUCCUCCCCCUGCUGUCCAACCCAGCCAGGUGGCCUAUGAGUCAAAUGGUAUGACAUACUAUGUCGAUCCGACGCAGCUUUAUGCCCCGCCCAUGGAAGGAUAUCCGCAAGUUGCAGUUCCUGGCAUGGGAGGGAUGAUGACACCUGGGCCUGACGGUGCAUACUACUAUCCGCAGCAGAUACAGCCGGCGCCUUUCUAUCAACCUCAGUAG
This is a messenger RNA of Didymosphaeria variabile, 2109 nucleotides long. RefSeq lists its product as uncharacterized. The record is from RefSeq and is a predicted model, not a curated record. The coding region runs from base 1 to 2109 and encodes 702 amino acids. Gene Ontology annotation, biological process: mRNA processing. Gene Ontology annotation, cellular component: exon-exon junction complex. Gene Ontology annotation, molecular function: mRNA binding. The transcript has a single exon. NCBI's taxonomy places the organism in Eukaryota, Fungi, Ascomycota, Dothideomycetes, Pleosporales, Didymosphaeriaceae.